AUGUGUCUGCCUACCUCUCCUUCCCCUCCUCAUCUCCCACCUGAGCUCUGGGCACGUGUCUUUUUCUGGGCUACUUUCAGUUCUGCACGGGACGUCUCUUCGCUUCUUACCGUACCACUCUUUGACGGCAUCGCCCAUCGUGAAGACGACUUUCAGGUAAGGCAGGCCCUUGUUACUAAGCUCACUCUAGCGCUAGUCUGCAGACAGUGGCGAGCCCUGUCUGAACAGUACUUGUAUGAGGAUAUUUGGGUGAGGCAUGGGAAGCAGGUUCUAGCCGAUACCUUUGAAAGUUCGAAGAGGGACUGCUCUCAGGAUAUCGGAUUAGGAAGACAUGUGAAAAGAAUUGUACUUGCUCAACUACAAAACAAUAACCCGAGUCAAUGGCACAGUCGACACUGGGCCGAUGAAUACACAAGCCGUAUCGUUAGAUGCUGCCCUAACCUACUUGCACUGUCUCGAUACUAUGACAUAUCAGUCAAAUGUGACGACGACGACGACGAAACAAUGCUAGAGGAAGGAAUCCAAGGCUUGCUCGAACGUUAUGAAAAUGAAUGCUGUUCUAUUCAUGACCCACCUCUGCCAACCAUGCGCAGAUUGGACUGGUCUAACGGUACGGCAGUCGAUCCUUGGAGACCUACUAUCAGUGCUGUUCCUUCUUCAGUUUGGUCUGCUGAACAACUUGAGGUGCUAUCUCUGGCCGGAGAUAACUAUUUCUGGGCUCCGACAGAACUGCAAGCUCUCUCUUCAGGCGGGCGUGGACACAUCCUACUUCCAAAUUUGCAUACUCUUCGUGUUGGGUCUCUCUACGCCUUCGGAGUCCCUGGUGUUUCGAACUACAUGUUGGUACUCCCUGCUUUGCGCCGUAUCAUCCUUGACCGUGGCGAGGCUCUCCAUCGCCUCAUCGACUGUGUCGUAGCUUCCUCACCCGCUUCUUCAUCUGCCCAGUCCAAAAGCUCUCCUAACGUACCAAACGUCAAAGCUCUAGAAGUUGGCACACCACACUGGCGCUUCUCACGCUCAGACUACAUCUCAACUUUUAUCAGACACUACCCGACGGCAGAGUCUCUUCAUUACCCAGUAUUUUUCGCACGUCCACUCCGCUGGCGCCGACUCCGCGACAACGGACUCUCGUACGGACCCGUCGAGCAGCAAAGAGUGUUCAGCAGCCUCCGACACGUCGGUUUACACGCCGAGCCGAAUCCAGAACUCACAUAUCCGGAAAGGAACGGCGACGCAAUAUGGGCUCAUUUACACGCUCACGCACGAAGCCUUCUCGGAUCUACCUCCCCAACGCUACUCGAGUCCCGCCUUCCCUGCGUGAACUCGAUCACUUUGCACGGCCUGUCUUGGAUCAGCCUCAUCAACGACAAACGAUUCUACUUCAUAUUGUCCCUUGCGCGAGCGCGAGGUGCAAAGAUUCAGGCAGACAACCCAAGUGUCGCGAACGCACUUGAAGAAACAAUGUUAAGUUAUUGCACGGCUUUGUCUUAUGAACAUGUCCAUGAACUGUAA
This is a messenger RNA of Fomitiporia mediterranea MF3/22, 1512 nucleotides long. RefSeq lists its product as uncharacterized. NCBI's taxonomy places the organism in Eukaryota, Fungi, Basidiomycota, Agaricomycetes, Hymenochaetales, Hymenochaetaceae. The record is from RefSeq and is a predicted model, not a curated record. Bases 1 to 1512 code for a protein of 503 amino acids. The transcript has a single exon.